Porites evermanni is the source of this 975-nucleotide messenger RNA. NCBI's taxonomy places the organism in Eukaryota, Metazoa, Cnidaria, Anthozoa, Scleractinia, Poritidae. The record is from the annotation of a GenBank genome assembly.
AUGGAGUCAAAUACAUCAGCCUAUCCACCGAAGACCUCAGCUUCGGACACAUCAGCCAACAUCGCUAACUCAAGUGUGCUGGCCGCCUGGAGUGUCGUAUUCUCAGUGGAAGCGGGGCUCGUAAUGGCUCUUAAUCUAUACACAAGUGCCUUUCUUGUGAGAGGAAAUUUCGACCGAGUUCGAUAUUUUGCCUUGAGUUUCGCUUUUAUUGAUAUCAUGAGAGGUUUUGUGGCCGUCGUAAUAGUACUGGGUUUAAUGAGGUCGCCCGGAAUCGAUUGUAAAAUGGAUUAUCACGAAUUGCACCUUGCUUUACAAACCUUUUGUGAUGUGUUCUCCAUGAGUUUUUUUGCGGCAAUUUCUUUUGACAUGUAUUGCAGGAUUUUUUGGCCCUUGAAACACAUGUUCACUCGUGCGAGGUGGUAUAUAUCAGCAAACUUUGUCAUUUGGGUCAUUUCGAUGACUUCAACUAUGUUGUUUGCCUUUGCUUUAGCUCGUUUCUAUCAAGAGAUUUUUGCCGAUUUGCUGAUAUGGUUCAUCGAGAUUGCUAGUUUGACAGUUAUUUGCACUUCCUACUUUCUUAUUUUACAAAACUGCCGAUCCAGUAAUGAGUGGAUCUUUGGGAAACGAAAUUUUACUUUAGCUAAGGCGUUUAUGUUCAGCACUAUUAUUUAUCUUGUGGUAUGGACGCCAAUUGAAAUUCUGGAAGGGAUAUCAAAGUUUCAAAAGUCUUUGACUUUGGCAUGCAAUGGUCUACUUCUUAUGAAAUUUCUAAAGACUUUUUGUUCUCUUGUGAGCCCGGUGGUAUAUCUCAAGUAUCUUUCUCCUUUCUGCAAGUCAUGUCGGUGCUCUACAAUGCGACGAAGAAAACAAUCAACUUAUCUUGCAGACUCUUUACCAUUGAUAACCCUCAGAUCCUCCUUAUAUUUCCAAUUUGCUAAUGAAUUUCACAUGGAUGUAGAGCGCGUUGGAUCUUAA